GUUAAAAUAUAUUUCCUCUUUCUGAGUAAAAGCAACAACAGGUUGAGUAGAAUGCCCCCUAGUGUUGGUGAAAAUCAUCAGAGUUCAAAGACGGCGUGUUAACGUGACUCUUGAAAGCUCCACCCACUUUUUCAUCUUCAACCGUUUCUAGACUUUUCUGGCGGGGUGGUUACAGGUUAUCUCCUCUCCUCUUCGAACGAUUGUGGAAUCAUGUUGAUUAAAACCAGACUGGGUGAUGUCCAAAAAUUUGUCAGAAUAACAGAGCCGAAUCUGAAAGAGUUUUUGGUCGCAGCAUUUGCAAAGUUUGGUGUGCCAGCUCUGACAGAAGAUGUGAAAGUUUUUGACACUUCGGGAACUGAGUUGGAUGAUGAUGUAUUUGAGGAUGUAGUUAAGGAUCCCUCAACUGGAGUGCUAACCAUCAAACUUGACACUGAAUCUGUUUCUAUGGUGUCUCCUGAGCAAUCGGAACCAUCAUCCCUCAAUUCGUCUGAUUCUCAAGACACAAUCAUCCUUUCAGAGAGUCCUUCCAGUAAACGGCAGAGGCUGGACACAGAAGCCAAACAUUUGGUAGAAACCAUUUUGACCAAGAAGCCAGGUGGGGAAAGCAUUAUAAAUGAAUAUAAUCGAAACAAGUCCUUGACAGAUGAAACCAGAAGGAAAAUGGUGAACAUACUAGCGGCUGACAUAACAGAGAAGAAUGGUACAUCACCACCCAGACAGGUAAAAGAAAUGUAUGCCAGAGGUAUUGUGAGCUUGUUUCCCCACCUCAGUGAUCCAUUCUCUAGGACUGGCUCUGAGCAUUAUUAUGAUGGUGAAAGUGGGUCUGGGUACCUGGCCUGGAGAAUUAAAACUAUUCAGAGAUCUGCUGCCAAAGAACGUCGAUCAUCAUAUGGAACAUCAUCUGCAGGAGCAUCUCAUGAAGAUGGACCUGGAGGACCAGCUGCCAGACGAGAGCCCCAGUUUGUCCCAGAGAUUGUCCUGAGUGAAGAUGAGUGUAAGGAAGCUGUCGCAUUGAUGAAACAUUCAGCUGAUGAGGACACCAUCAAGAAAAAGAUGAAGCUGACAUUUGACUUCCGCCGCAACAUGGUCCUCGACCCACAGCAGUCAAGCAACAUACUGUCUGUCUUUCCACGUUUCAAGGAUGUCAAAGGCUUGGUGGAACAGGAUUUUGUUCUGAUGUUUGGGGAAGAUGUCUCGGGGAAGUUUCUGGAGAAAUGGACAACCGCAUUCAAGAAAAAGAUCAUCCAACAAUGCAGAAAGCUUCCAUCGACCAGAGAGCUUGAAGAUCUCCUCCUGGCAGCUGACACUCCUGAGGAUGGCACUGAAGUGGAUGACGACAUUGGUUGGGACAGUGACCUCGCAUCAAUUUUGCUGCUGUUACACCUGAUUCCCCCCUCUGCCCAAGGCCGCAAGAGACCAGGAAAGGUGUCUGCUUCCCAAGCAGAGAAGCAUCUGUUAGUCUUCAAGAAGUCAGGAACCAGUAUCCAAGAACAUCUGGAUUCUAUCACAACAAGCACACAGCCCUACCUCCUGGCUAUAGGACGAAGUAGGAAAUCAGCCCACCAAUUUUUCAUCAUACUUGACAAAAGUGCCAUCGCUUGCAGGUCGGCCUCCUCAAUUGGUGCCUUUGACGAACUGUUUAAAGCGCAUUAUGUUUUUGCAACAACAUACCACCCGAUGCUGUACAACAUGUUCACGUUCAUCCAGACCACUGUGUACAACAUAGAUGUAGGAAAAGUCAAGGAGAGUCCUCGUGUAGCUGAAGUUCGGGCUCGGUUGCUUCAUUAGUACACGAAUGGAUCUGUUCAGUCAUGAAGUGUUUUGUCUGUCAGUCUGAAUUACCUUCUGCGAAUACUCUUGAUAGGCAUUUACGAGUAGUUCAUGGUUACUUGGAUGGAAAAAAUCUUCGUCUUAAAUGUUCUCAGACUGGAUGUGGCCGUGUGCUUGGAACAUUUUCUGGGUUUAGAAAACAUUUAAAUGCCAAGCACACUGACAAUACUAAUCAACAAGUUAACGUCAGUUCAAGCAGAGCAGACCUUGGUGAUGCAGGAGAGCUGGUGACAACUAAUGUAGAGUCGGCCACAACAUCUACCGGUACUCUGCUGACCAAGUCAAAUAUCAGCACUACAGAUAUGUGUACUACUGCUAUUGCACAAGUAAAAGCAGCUGGAUUAAGUCAGUCUAAUGUUGCGAGGUUUGUGUCAGCCAUGGAAGAAGUCAUUUUUGAAAUCCACAGCCAGGCUAAGGAUUUAGCUUUACAGUGCUUGUCUCCACAGGAUGAAGAACAAAGAAAAAAAAUUGAACAGUCCUUCCAAGUAUUAGAAAAUCCAUUCACACCUUUAAAUUCAGAAGCAAAACUAAACAAACAUUUACGAGAAAAAUGGGGACUUUCUGAGCCUGUACAAAAAGUGCUUGGCACAAGAUUUGACAGCAGGAGAAACAAAACUACUGGGACAUAUGAUCAAGUCAUUGUAACUGAUACAUUUGCAUAUAUUCCCAUUUUGGAAACACUGAAGAGUAUUUUACAAGAAGGUGAUACUGCAGAAAUGUUCAAGCCCAGGUAUAUUCCCAGGGAAGGUGUGUAUGCAGACUUGAGAGAUGCCACUUAUUUUAAAGAAAGUCCCCUAUUCUCAAUAGAAAACGAUGCCUUGCAGAU
Cyprinodon variegatus (sheepshead minnow) is the source of this 2656-nucleotide messenger RNA. RefSeq lists its product as uncharacterized. Bases 211 to 1788 code for a protein of 525 amino acids. The record is from RefSeq and is a predicted model, not a curated record. The transcript has 11 exons. NCBI's taxonomy places the organism in Eukaryota, Metazoa, Chordata, Actinopteri, Cyprinodontiformes, Cyprinodontidae.